AUGCUCCUCAUGAUGAUCAUCGCGGUGGCCGCCACCAUAUUACCAACCACUGCGGCGAAUCACACUAGGAAACGGCUAGUGGAAGGCCAGCACUUCGAGUGCUGGCGAUAUCUCAACCGCGUGGAAGGAUGUCGUGUGGAUCUCUACAUCGCUUUGAAGCAGAAGCGGUUAGGGCUAGGCGCUGAGUGCUGCAAGAGAAUCAAAGAGCUCGGCGAUGCAUGCUUCAAGGAGGUUUUCAAAUAUGGGCCGUUUAGUCUUUUGUUUGGUGAUGCAGUGAAGGGUUACUGUUCUUGGGUAGAAAGUCCUCCCUCUCCUCCUGUGUAUUUGCCACAAUCUUCAGCUUCAGCUCCCCAGGCCAGGUGA
Rhododendron vialii is the source of this 363-nucleotide messenger RNA. RefSeq names its product egg cell-secreted protein 1.4-like. NCBI's taxonomy places the organism in Eukaryota, Viridiplantae, Streptophyta, Magnoliopsida, Ericales, Ericaceae. The record is from RefSeq and is a predicted model, not a curated record. Gene Ontology annotation, biological process: double fertilization forming a zygote and endosperm; regulation of protein localization to cell surface; regulation of double fertilization forming a zygote and endosperm. The coding region runs from base 1 to 363 and encodes 120 amino acids. The transcript has a single exon. Gene Ontology annotation, cellular component: extracellular region; vesicle.